GGCAAAGUGCUUGUUCGCCGACCGCAUUGUUGAUUGUUGGGUGCCCCUACGCGCACCGCACAAGAGCCAGUUGAUCAGUAGUUGUGUACCACCACUACACUUUGGCUCCUCCGCCCUCUGCUCUGCUCUGUUCUGCUCGGCAGCCGAAUCUCCGCCCGCCCGCCCGUGGUCAGAAACUCCCGGCGCCUCGCCCCUUGGCCAGAGGAUGCCAUUAACUAAGGUGCACAAACGUGGGGCUAUAAGCCGUUCCAUUGACAUUGGUAGCUUCUCUGGAUAUGGAGAACUGAAUCAAGCUUUGGCCCACAUGUUUGGCAUGGAAGGGCAACUCGAAGAUCGACAGAGUAUAGGUUGGAAGUGUAUCUACCAGGAUGAUGAGGGUGACUUCCUACUUCUCGGUGAUGGCCCAUGGGAGGAGUUUGCGAUCAUCGUGAAGUCCAUUUGGAUCUUGUCACCUCAAGAGGUUCUUCAACCGAUGUUUCCGGGUGGUGAUUUAACAUCAAGGCUGUAGCCUACGAAAUCAAUGCAGUGAAGAAUAUAGUGUAUAAGUGUGAGCUUAUUGUUGUGAGGGCUAAAAUUCUCCCAAGACUAGCUUGAUCAUGCGCGCUGCGACAUUUGCCGUGAGGGCCAAAAUUCUCCUAAGGCUAGCUUGAUCAUGGGUGCUGCGACGCGCCAUUUAAAUGCUACGUACAUUGUCUCUGGGCUAUACAUUUUUCGUGCCUGUACUAUUUUCACACAACAAUAGUGUGUUUAACUCUCUGAGAAA
Messenger RNA from Triticum aestivum (bread wheat), 763 nucleotides. RefSeq names its product auxin response factor 5. The record is from RefSeq and is a predicted model, not a curated record. Lineage: Eukaryota; Viridiplantae; Streptophyta; Magnoliopsida; Poales; Poaceae. The transcript is spliced from 4 exons. Gene Ontology annotation, molecular function: DNA binding. Bases 206 to 508 code for a protein of 100 amino acids. Gene Ontology annotation, biological process: regulation of DNA-templated transcription; response to hormone.